This is a messenger RNA of Chironomus riparius, 896 nucleotides long. The record is from the annotation of a GenBank genome assembly. NCBI's taxonomy places the organism in Eukaryota, Metazoa, Arthropoda, Insecta, Diptera, Chironomidae.
AUUUCAAAACAAAAUAUUAAUUCAAAAUAUAAAUAUUUAUUAAAAUUGCAAGCAAAAAAGCACCUUAACUAAGAAAUAUAUGCUUGAAUACCAAACAGAGCAAAUGAUUACGUUAAAAGAAUAUCUAUAUUAAAUUACUACAAAGAAUCAUGAGGAAAGUAUGGAUAUCUAGAGAUCAGUUGAUUCCAAAGCCAUUUUACAAGCGGAAGCUCUUUUUCUUCUUCACAAUCGUCUUAAUUUUUGCAAUAAUUUUUAUAAUUUAUCAAUUCAUAUUUAUCAAUCAACUGGCGACUAGUAAUAGGAUUGAAUUACUUGAAGUGUCCAAGCAUGAUGGAUAUAGAAGUCACAAAUUGGUGGAUGUUAAACCAUUACAGCCAGCAGCUUUAGAUCAUAAGAAAAUAACAUUAGGCAUUAGAAUACGAGAUUUAGAGCAUUAUCAGCCUCGCUAUGCUAAUCAAUUGUUUAAGUGCUUGAAAAGUUCAGACGAAGAAAUAUCAUUUAGCAAAGUAAAUGACGAUUACUGUGAUUGUUCAGAUGGAACUGAUGAAACGUCGACGAAUGCCUGUAAUAAUGGAAGAUUUUACUGUACAAAGCAAUUGAGGCACAAGACAGGAAGAGGACAAGACAUUUUUAUUCCAACAUCAAGGAUUAACGACAAGAUUUGUGAUUGUGCAGACUGUUCAGAUGAAUUUAAUACCUAAGACUAUACCUUUUUUAUUAUUAACUAAUGGAUAUAAACGUGUAGAUGAUAUUCUCACUCUCAGCAACAUUUCUCCCCAUCAUGUAAAGUGCAUUAAAUCCACUAUUUUACUACCUUAGUUUGCAGAUUUAUUAAAUGAGAAUAAGAUGAUGAUGAUGAUGAUUAUCAAUAAAGUCAAUUUCUAAUUUAUGUACAA